Molecule: messenger RNA, 1081 nt
Organism: Tupaia belangeri chinensis (Chinese tree shrew)
Lineage: Eukaryota; Metazoa; Chordata; Mammalia; Scandentia; Tupaiidae
Exons: 4
Coding region: 167-427 (86 amino acids)
Source: RefSeq, a predicted model, not a curated record
UCAUUACUGGGGGUACACCCAUCCAGCUGGCUCCUUGGCAACCACAGCAUAUUCGUGACUGCUGUGACUACUGUGUCCUCGGGCAACUACCUCCCAAGACCAGGCAAAGCGCCUCCAGUUUCUACACGUGGUGUCCCCGUGAAAGACAGUGACUGGCUUAGGCUCCAUGUUUCUCGUGCCCCACAUUGCCACCAAGAUGUCAGCUGGAGCCUUGGAAAACGGGGAUGGAGUUGUGGCUGACGCCCUCCUGGAGGAAAUUCAGUGUGACGAAGAAGAUGAACCGUUCCAGUCAUCUGUUGAGGCUGAGGCUUCUGGUGCCUGUAUUCCUGGGGGGCCACCUCAAGGGUCAGAUGGACCUGGCUCUGACCCCAAGAACAGAGGCAAGAAUUGGUUCCCCACUUCAGUUCUGGAGUUCAAGUCAAGAUGAGGUCAUACUGGAGUAAAGUGAGCCUUUCAUACAAUAUGACUGGUGUCUACAUGAGAAGAGGAGAAGAGACACAGGGACACACGGGGAAGAAGGCCAUGUGAAGAUAGAGACAGAGAUGGGAAUGGCUCUGCUGCAAGCCAAGGAUCGUGGCAAUCACCAGAAGCUAGGGAGAGGCGGGCGUGGAUCCUCUAGUAGAAUCUUCAGGGACAGCAUGGCCUUGCUGACAUCCUGAUGAUGGACCACCGGCCUCCACAACCAUGAGGGUGAAUUCUUACUAUUUUAAGCCACUCAGCGUUUGCCAUUUGUUAUAGCAGUACCAGAAAAUUAAGAGACUGGGAAUUCCAGAACGACUGAAACAUCUCCAAGGCUUAUAUUAGAGUCAGAAAUCUGGAAAGGGUGGUCCUAAGAGACACUCUGGGGGUGCUGGGUGCUGACAGGGAGGGGUACAGUAAUGAGGUCUAGGGCAGUAGUGCCUAAUGGAGACUUCUGAGCUGAUGGACACAUGCCGUCCAGUGCUGCAGCCACUAGUCACAUGGCGACUGAGCAUUUGAGCCACAGCUAGUAUGACAGGAGCUGAAGUCUGUAUUGUUGUUGUUUUCGUGUGCAUGUGCUUUGGUAUGUUUAUUUUUUUUAGUUGCCAGAGGACAUGUGUAC